Gamsiella multidivaricata is the source of this 1143-nucleotide messenger RNA. RefSeq names its product kinase-like domain-containing protein. Gene Ontology annotation, molecular function: ATP binding; protein serine/threonine kinase activity. The record is from RefSeq and is a predicted model, not a curated record. The transcript has 2 exons. Lineage: Eukaryota; Fungi; Mortierellomycota; Mortierellomycetes; Mortierellales; Mortierellaceae. Gene Ontology annotation, biological process: protein phosphorylation; negative regulation of apoptotic process; negative regulation of glycogen biosynthetic process. Gene Ontology annotation, cellular component: nucleus; cytosol; cytoplasm. The coding region runs from base 1 to 1143 and encodes 380 amino acids.
AUGAACGAGAGUGCAAAACAACAGUCGUCAGUGGACGAUAGCAAUUUGACGGUCUCUGCACGGUAUCUGCAGCACCAUCCCUUAGCGUCCGAGUUUGUCGCAGAGUACACGCUUGGAGACGAGCUGGGAUCCGGCGGGUUCGGAUUCGUGGUCUCUGCGACGCGCAACUCGGACAAGAAGGAGGUCGCUGUCAAGUUUAUUUUUCGAGAGAAGGUGCCAGUUCAUGGCUGGGCUAAGGACCCAGAACUCGGUGUGGUCCCCAUGGAGAUCUAUGCGCUCAGGAACGUCAGCCAUCCAAACAUCAUCAAGUUCUUGGGAUCGUACCAGGAUUUCAAGUACUUCUACCUGGUGAUGGAGUUGCACGGAACACCCUGGUCAGCCAGUAACCCCCUGUUGAGCAAGAGCGAUGGUCCGAGCUCAAUGAUGGAGGCCAUUGCCAAGGCGACAAUGAAUCAACGCAACGCGGCUGCCGAGAACGGCGGCGGAUCAGCUUCUUCGACCAGCUCAGGAACCGCAUCGUUCCAAUCCUCAGCAUCUAGCAGCUCCUCUAGUUUGAACCAGUUGGCAGAAGAAGUCGAAGAGCCGCCCAAGCCGGCACUGUUGGUCCGCAGGACGUCGUGCGACCUCUUUGAGUGCAUCGAGCACCAUUCCAAGUUCUCAGAGGCCCAAGCCCGUUCGAUCUUCAAGCAGAUUGUUGAUUGUGUGUACUACCUGAACUCCCGGGGGAUCUGCCAUAGGGAUAUCAAGGAUGAGAACAUUGUAAUUGACAACGAUUUUGUUGUCAAGCUCAUCGAUUUCGGUUCCGCAGUGAUUAUCCCUCCUCAAGGCAAGCUCUUUGAUCGGUUCUACGGUACCAUCAAUUAUGCAUCACCGGAGAUCCUCAAGGGCGCGAAGUACCGUGCCGAGUCAGCAGAGAUUUGGUCCCUCGGCAUCCUGCUGUACACAAUUCUCUAUGGCGAGGUUCCCUUCAACGAUCCCAUUCAGGCCAUCUCGGGCCCUUAUAUCCAGCCACGCGUGCAGUCCUCUAGCGAGUGCCUCCAUCUACUGAACUGGAUGCUGGCCAAGGCUCCAGAGCGCCGCGCAACAAUCCAGGACGUGGCUAAGCAUCCAUGGAUCGCUGGUGUGAGCAUGCCCAAUAUGUAA